Molecule: messenger RNA, 1842 nt
Organism: Bursaphelenchus xylophilus (pine wood nematode)
Lineage: Eukaryota; Metazoa; Nematoda; Chromadorea; Rhabditida; Aphelenchoididae
Source: the annotation of a GenBank genome assembly
AUGGCGGAGGAUAAGAAAGUGGCUAAACUCCGCCAAAAAGUUCAGCGUUAUAUUACACUUAUCGAAACGAAUGACCCAGUAAGUACUUUGCACGGUUGUUUGCUGUUUCUUAGUGUUUAGGAAAUUCCUGAAGUCAUAAACUGACGUCUGGUACGAAGAAAGCCAGAUUUUUCGUCGAUUUUGAUUAAGGACUAGAGGUUUUUAUUUUCUUCUUCAGCUUCAUGUCGAGCAUGCGAUUGAUCGGCUGGAAUCCGUCGACAUGACGGUUGAUUGCCUCCAAACUACGGGAGUAGGAAGAGUGUUGAAUCAGCUUCGAGAUCAUGAGAAAUUCGGCGCGCGAGCUGCCGCCUUGGUCGAUCGUUGGAGAGCCAUGGCUUCAGAAGCUGCACGCCUCCUCAGACAGCUUAGUCCCAGUGUCCUUCAAGAAGAGGACGAAAGAAAAAAGAAGGAGAAGAAGGCAAAGAAAAGAGCUGUAGAUCCAUUCGAAGCUCAGCUGAUGGCUGCGGAUCUGGAUUUUGAGGUGAGUUAAUUUAUUCAUCGUGGUGAAUAUAAUUUUGUCUUUAAUGUUUAGGUAUUUUGCUGAUUUCGGCAUCAAAUCCCUUUCUAAUGAGGUUUAUGUCAUUUUAGCCGAAGAAAAAGGCUAAAACAUCAGAGAAAAGGUCGGGAAUUGCUGCUCCAGAUGCCGAAGAUAUUGUGUCAGCUGUGGUUCACACUACUGGUCCCAUGGAAUAUUGUGCCGCUCCCUCGUUGGCUGUGAGACCUGCCCCAAGCAAGAGCACUGCCCAAGUUGAGAUGAUAAGUAAGUUUUAUUUGAGAUUUAUCCAUCAUGGAGAAUAUAAUUUUUUGUCUAUUUUUUGAAAAUCUAGUUUGAGGAUUUGACAUUGCUACAAGGAAGGAUCAAUUUCAUUUUUUCAGGUGAUUCCAUGUUCGAUCCGACAGUGUUCAAGCGAAAGGAGAGGACUAAAGUUUAUGCGGGAAGAAGAAAAAACAAUUUCGAAUCAAACGAAGUGCCAUCUCUGCUCUUGGUUUGUCAGCGAUACCUCAUGAACAAUUUGGAUAGUAUCGAGGAGCUGGGUGACGUUCCAUACAGGCUUCUGAAGCCAGUUUUGGAUAGAUGCACCACGGAUCAAUUGGACAGAAUCUCGGCCAGGAAUCCGCAAUUAUGGAGCGAUUUGGACGAGCAAUGGGAAAACAUUGUCCAGAAAACCUUUAGAAAUGAGGCGCAGAGGAAGAAAAAGGAGACUUGGUAUCAGUGCUUCACGGUAAGGAAUUUUGGACAGUUUUAUUACCUAAAAUUUUUCAAAGUUUAGAUAAUUUUGGGAUUUUAUGUAAAAAUUUUUUUGCAGUUUGAGUUUGUUUUGGACUUGUUUGUCUUGAGAGGAAGACUUGACACUUUUUUGCCGGAAGAAAUUUCUCUGAGCCACAGGCUACAACUACAAAUUCCUGAUUUGAAAACCGAAAGUAAACUGUUUUCAGCGGCUGAACAAGGAACGAGAAGCCCGUUUGCAUCGAAUAUCCGAAGGAAUCAAGCAGAAAUCUACUCAAAUCAUGAAAUCAGAAAAACGAACGGCCAUGGUGGAUGUAAUUAAUCCCUCGUUUGCCAGAAAACGCCAGAUCCGCUCUGGAAUCGCCCCAUCCAACGCUGUCGGCAUCCCCGAUGCCCUGGAGGUCUCGAAAGCCCGGCGACAAGUAUUCACGGGCAACAAAAGCGCCAUCAACGCUCUUCCAUCGGCUCUGAAAGGGGGAAAAGCAACAACUUCAUACCAAUCAAGGACACAGAAAGUCCAACCGAGGGGCGCAUUGAUGCAGAAAACACUCAAAAUGCUGAAGGGGAGAAGGUGA